Messenger RNA from Siniperca chuatsi (mandarin fish), 1266 nucleotides. RefSeq names its product regulator of cell cycle (gene rgcc). Lineage: Eukaryota; Metazoa; Chordata; Actinopteri; Centrarchiformes; Sinipercidae. The record is from RefSeq and is a predicted model, not a curated record. The coding region runs from base 121 to 513 and encodes 130 amino acids. The transcript has 5 exons. Gene Ontology annotation, biological process: regulation of cell cycle.
AAAAGCGCCGGUCUGCGGGCUGGAGGGUCAGUUCAAGACCUUCAGGAGCGGUACCCACAGGAGCACAGGGUGGGAUUUUUACACUGAGGGACUUUUCAGGACAGUACUGGAUAAUCUCAAAUGACUGGAAUAAUGAAGUCUCCAAAGCUGAAACCUCAAGCGAAGUUCGUCAAAGAGGAGGAUCUGAACGACGUGCUGUGUGAGUUCGACGCGGUGAUCGAAGACUUCACGUCGCCGGUGGAGAAGCGACACUUCAGGUACGACGAACACCUGAAGACCGUGAAGAGGAGGAGCAGCGCCAGCGUCAGCGACAGCGGCAUCAGCGACUCAGAGAGUGCAGAGUCGCUCAACAGAAACAGCUUCAGCUUCAGUGACGAGAGGCUGAAUUCCCCCACUGUGUUCUCGCCUACCACCACCUCACCUCCUCUCAUGUCACCCAAACCCAAACUCGGCGACACUAAAGAUCUGGAGGACUUCAUUGCCGACCUUGACAGGACAUUAGAGAGCAUGUGACGCCGAGGCUUGCAGUCAUCUUGGAGUGUAGCCAUGGGAGGGAGUGGAUGUCUGGACCCCCCCUUGAGCCGCUAACAUGCGCCCGGCCCCCACACUGAAAACCACCCAACAGGAUACAGCUGGAUGGCACAGCAACUUCCAAGUGGCUCCACCACGGCAUCAGGUCUAGCCAGCACUCUCCUAAAGUUAACCCAGCAGUGCUCUACUAACUCCAGGCCACCUGGCUACUGGGCUGUAAUGACUGCAAGAAGGGUCAAAAUUAGCAUUGUAGGGAACCUGAGGACAAGAAUACUCAGCAGCCACGAGGCAAUGGACUCCAUGAAACGUUGUGAGGAAUGAAGAUGUGGAAUAUAUGCUGCAAAGAGUCACUGGAACAUUUAUUGUCAGAAUCACAAAUCACCCCACCACACAGACCAGGUUACACUCCCUCACCCCAACUUGAGCUGGAAGAGUAUUUAAAAAUAGCUUUUUAUAAUAGAAAUAUAUUUGUAAUUUUAUAGAGCUCCUUAUUGCCUUUUUUGUGAAAUAUAUUUUUGUAUCUUAUGUAAAUAAUAAUUGUUUCAAAUUCUAUUUGCCAUGGUAUUAACAGGACAGUCAGAUUAAGAUUUGACACUCGACCGGAAUAAAGUUGGUUACGUGCUUAAAUGUGAACUCAAAACUUCAUCCACUCUGAAAAAACUGGAAAGCAAUGUGUGUAUUUAAUACAGCUAAUGUCUGCCAGAGAUAACAUUAAAGUAUAAAAUAAUUUUCUUA